AUGUCUGAUUUGAUCGAAGACUUGUUAAGAAAGUGGGGCCUUUCCCAAUAUAUUGAAAAAUUUAAAGAUGAGCAAGUUGACGAGCAAGCAUUUCUACACAUGCCUGAUUCGAUGAUAAAAGAAUUGAUACCUUCUGUUGGACAUCGUUUUUCUUUUCUUACAAAUCGAAAAAUAUUCCUUGAAAGUAUUAAUGAGACAUCAUCGGUUGCUAACAAUUCAAUAGUGAAUCUCAGAAAUUUACUCUCAGAAUCAGGCACCGGUAAAAAAUUAUUGACACAAACACGAUUAACUCCAUCGGAUCGCAAUAAUUUAUGUAAGAUAAUUAUUGAGAAGCUUCUUAGUAAAUCUAUAAAAAUAAAGACUGAAAAAUUUCAAGAUUGGGCUACAGAAAUUGUUAACCUUUUUAAAUACGAAAAGAUUUCUACAUAUUUCGUUCCAAGUAACGCUAAAUUGAAACGUUUUGCUCAUGGAAAACUUUGGGACAAGUAUAAUAAUGUUAAAAAGUUAAUUAUAAAACACAAAAAAGCGUGUAAAGAAGGCAAUGUUGAAAUAACUCCUGAGAAUAAUAAUGACUGUGAAGAGGCACUAAUUGCAUUACGUGCAAUUCAACCGGAAGAUAUAAAUAUUGAAAAAUUGUGGAAAGAAACAUUUACAAGAAGAAACAGAGGAACUUCGAUUAGAAAUUAUUUUGAAGAAUAUCCUAUUUUAAAAACUGCUACACUUUUGCAGAUUGAUUUUCAACUGGAAACAAAAACAGAUACGCUCACUUUCCAACAGAAAUGGCCUGACAUCGCUCCGUAUAUAAGACUUCUCGCUGAGAAAACAGAAGUAUGCCCAACAUUAUGUGAGGUGACAAAUGAUGUACCUGUUGAAACAUUAAGCCUUCUCAUGUUACCUUAUUUAUUAAAACCGAGUAAUGUGAAAACAGGCAAUAAGAAGAGGUGGAAACCAUCCAAAAUAGAAACUGCUGAAAGUUUUAUUUUUCGAGUUUCUAAUAUAGCAGAUUUGGAACCUAAACUCCAUAAACGAAAAGAAAAACUUGAAGCUUAUGGAUUGACACUUCAGCCAAUGGUGGUAGCAGUGGGUUCCAUUUUAAACUUGACAUCUUUUUACGUUAUUAUUAACGAUAUUAAAUAUACAUCAACAAGUUUAAUGAAUGCAAUUGAUUUAUGCUUUAAAAUAUUCUUUGCGCUAGAUGCAACAUAUCCAGCAGAUUCUGAAAUUGUGUGCAGAAAUCUAGCACCGUGUGCUGAUAAGACCUGGCGUCAGAUUGGCGGUAACAAACGAGCAGAUUCGACGCAUCAGACUGGCAGCACCACACAAACACGCCGUGCUGCCAGCACCUAA
Messenger RNA from Solenopsis invicta (red fire ant), 1347 nucleotides. RefSeq lists its product as uncharacterized. NCBI's taxonomy places the organism in Eukaryota, Metazoa, Arthropoda, Insecta, Hymenoptera, Formicidae. The record is from RefSeq and is a predicted model, not a curated record. The coding region runs from base 1 to 1347 and encodes 448 amino acids. The transcript has 8 exons.